Messenger RNA from Vanessa atalanta (red admiral), 891 nucleotides. RefSeq lists its product as uncharacterized. The record is from RefSeq and is a predicted model, not a curated record. The transcript is spliced from 3 exons. Bases 1 to 891 code for a protein of 296 amino acids. NCBI's taxonomy places the organism in Eukaryota, Metazoa, Arthropoda, Insecta, Lepidoptera, Nymphalidae.
AUGGCUGGGCGAUUAACAAAUUAUGAAAUUAGUCAAGCUUUAGAGAAAGAUUUUGAAGAAAAUGAAAAUGACGAUGUAGUUUUUGAUGAAAGUGAAGAUGAUUCAGACCACUUGAGUGUACCACAUGAUUCUGAUGAUGAUAAGGAAGAAGCAGAAGUCUUUAAUGAACAAAAUAAUAGUGAAAACGAUGAUAGUGAUUUUGAGAUGUCCCAGCCAUUGAGUAAUUUUGCUCACAGAUCAAUAUAUAAAGGGAAAGAUAGGGUACUUUGGUACCAUAAUCCUCCGAGUUCUCGUGUUCGCACAAGAGCAGAAAACAUUUUAACGGGAACAACUGGAGUAAAACUUCACGCAAAGAAUGCUCUCCAAGAACUUGAUUGCUUCCAUCUAUUUGUAACCGAAGACAUGUUGAACAUAGUGCUGGAACACACUAACAAUAAGAUCCGCAAUUUGAGGCAGAGUUAUGAGAGUUCAAACGAAUAUGCAUAUUCAGAGACUAUUCAAAUCUGGGAGAUAAAACCUCAAAGACAUGAUGCUGAUGACAUCAUGCCCACUUUCAAGAAUCUGUACCUUGAACAUCAGUUCGAUGCGGCGUGUGGCUGCUGCCCUGCUUGCGCCCACGACUGGUUCCUUGGCUGCAACUGCGACUGUGGCGGUGACUGCGGUCACGUCUAUGACCAGGACUGUGACCACGGCUGCGGUCUCGGCUGCGGCCACGACUGCGGCUACGACUGCGGCCACGACUGCGGCCACGUCUGCGGCCACGACUGCGGCCACGACUGCGGCCACGACUCCGGUCACGACUCCGGUCACGACUCCGGUCACGACUCCGGUCACGACUCCGGUCACGACUCCGGCCACGACUCCGGCCAGCAUUACGAGAUUCGUCUUUAG